Messenger RNA from Eucalyptus grandis, 2541 nucleotides. Its product is annotated as protein NETWORKED 1D. Gene Ontology annotation, molecular function: actin filament binding. The coding region runs from base 665 to 2506 and encodes 613 amino acids. The record is from RefSeq and is a predicted model, not a curated record. Gene Ontology annotation, cellular component: plasma membrane. The transcript has 4 exons. NCBI's taxonomy places the organism in Eukaryota, Viridiplantae, Streptophyta, Magnoliopsida, Myrtales, Myrtaceae.
GCUCGUCAUUUCGCCCUCUCUCUCCCGAGAACUCGCAAAACGACAGUCAUGGCGCAACACUCGGAUUUUCCCUUGUUUUCUCGGCAAACCCAGAACGAAUUUUCUUUAUCUCGCCCAAUAUAAAAAUCCCCAUUAAAAAAGAUCGCAGCUUUAAGAGCGAGCAGCGAGCAGUAAUGAGUAGAGCGAGGGAGUGUGAGUGUGCUUUAGAAAGAGAGAGAGAGAGAGAGAUCUGACCCAGCAGUGUGGUUGAGAUUUGCGACCACGAACAGUGAAAGUAGCUGUGCUAUAGUUUUGCUUUUUUUCUUACAGGCCUCAGGAAUUGGAAUCUUUUGUUAGCUUUGGUGAGCUCUGUUUUUCGCUCCUCCUUGUGCGGCAGGCUUUACUCUUUCUCUUCCUUUCUCUUCUUUUUUGGGUGUUGGGUCAUAUUGGUUCUUGAACGUUGGGUUUCGUGGGAAGGAGCUGAGGAGUCUCCUGGAGAGCUCGCUCAGCGUUUGAACUCUCUUCUUUCGUGGUAAGGAGCUGGUAAACCUGUUAUCAAUUGAUGAAGAAGUGCUGAUUCCUGGAACUUGAUGCGGUUGAUCCGGAUCACGUAGCAGUUGGUACCAAAACUGCAGUGGGACUACAAGAUAAGUGUGCCGAAAAUUUAUCAUUGUUGGUUGGAGUUAUGGCCGCCACUGCAAAUGAAGAUUCUAAAGGGAUGUAUUCUUGGUGGUGGGGUAGUCACGUUACCCCAAAGAAUUCCAAAUGGCUCGUGGAAAAUCUUACAGAUGUGGAUGCCAAAGUCAAACAGAUGAUUAACAUCAUUGAGGAAGAUGCUGACUCAUUCGCAAGACGAGCAGAGAUGUACUAUAAGAGACGGCCUGAACUUCUGCAUUUGGUUGAAGAGUUUUACCGAGCAUAUCGUGGAUUAGCUGAGAGAUAUGAUCACGCCACAGGAGUUCUGUGCCAGGCCCACAAAACUAUGGCGGAAGCGUUUCCCAACCAAGUCCAGCCAGCGCUUCUUGACAGUGAUGAGUUUCCCAAGGAUAUUUUGGAGCAAGCUCUGUCUUACUUCCAAGCUUGUGAGAAGAAUGGAGCCGUGCAUCAAGAUUUCAAGGGUAUGAGAAGUAGAAAUGAGUCGAAACAGGUCGAUGAGACUUCUGAUUCUGGAGGAGGAAGUGAAAAUGUGGUCCUCAUGUGUCGUGAUGCAGGAGAAAAAGAAUACAGUGCACAAUGUACUUGUAAGCAUGAUGCGAUGACACGCGAACUUGAGGGAGCAGGUGAUACUGAGAAAGAAAUUCAGAACUUGAACCAAGCACUUGCAGAGUUGGAGGCUGAGAGAGAAGUCUACGUGCUUCAGUUUCAUCAGAGUCUGGAAAGAUUAUCAAAAUUGGAAGUGGAACUUACUCGAAGGGCCAAUGAAGCUGAGGCAGAAGCUCAAUCUUUGAAGACAGAGCUAGCAGAUCUACAAGCCGAAAAGAAAGGCAAUCUUAUUCAGUACCACCUGGCUUUAGAAAAACUAAGAGCUCUUGAGAACACUGUGUCAUGUGCCCAAGAAGAGGUGGAUGAAAUCAAGCAGCGAGCUGAUAAAGCUGAAACUAAGGCCGACACUCUAAAACAAGAUCUUGCAAGGGUGGAAGCUGAAAAACAAGCUGCACUUCUUCAGCACAACCACUGCCUCGAGAAGAUAUCAAAUCUGGAAGAUGAAUUAAAAUGUGCAGAGGAGAAUAACAGAGAGAUUAAGGAAGCUGCUGCUGGACGUUGCAACAAUCUGCUGAUGAAGAUUUCUAAUCUCGAGCAGGAAAUUAUGCGAAACCAGGCCCAAAUGUUGGAUCCUGAUCGGGAAAAGGAUUCGACAAAGCUAAAGAAAGCUGAAGAAAUGUGUCUUCUUUUGGAGAGAUCUAAUCAGACUCUGCAGUCUGCUUUGGAGGCUUUGACAAAGAAAAUGGAAGCUCAGAGUGAAGAAACUACAGAGAAGCAGAAGGAAAUGGGAAGGCUCUGGACUUGUGUGCAAGAAGAACGGUUACGGUUUUCUGAGGUUCAAACUUCCUUUCAGAAUCUACAUAAUCUUCACUUUGAGACUCAGGAACAGGUGAGAUCCCUAGCCAUGAAGCUUCAGGAGAAGACUCAGCUUCUAGAAGACAUGGAAUUGCACAAUAAGGGUUUGAAGGAUGAAAUCUGGAAGGCCUGUGGGGAGAAGAAGAAUCUAAAUGAGGUCAAUAUGGCUUCAUCACUGUUGGUAAAAAACUUGGAAGAUGAAAUCUUGAGCAUGCGAGAAAUAAUGCACAAACUUGAAGCGGAGACUGCAGCCAUAGUGGGUGAACGAGAUUCUCUUCAAAAAGAUAUUUACUACCUGAAAGAGCAACUGGAUGACCAGAGAAAGAAGCACUGCUCAGUGAUGGAGCAGGUGGCUUCAGUGGGUCUCGAUCCGGGGCAUUUGGGGUCAGCUUUCAUGGAGUUGAUGGAUACGAAUUCAAAGCUUGAGAAGUGCUGCGAUUUAGAACAAAGUGAAAAAUCGCUCUACUAAGGAAACUGGAAGUCUCCCAGAAGCUUGUGGAGAAG